AAAACAUGAAUAUAAAAGCUUUGAACUUGUUCUGUUUAAGUGCUUUAUUGCUGCUCACCUUCAAUGGAGCUUUCGUUGCAUCUGAAGAUGCUGCAACUACACUUACUACACUGGCAGAUGUCGUCGAGGUGCAAAACUUUAACACAACAGCAACAAUAACUACAACAAGCACUACCAACAGUUCUCCAAUAACAACAUCUACAACAACAACAACCACAGCAACAUCAACAACAGCAACACAAACAACAGAGGCAGCAACAACAGAAACGUCAACAAAAGUUGCAACAACCACUCCAACAACUGUAACAAUGGCAUCUAUCUCACCACCUACCAUUUCAACAACUAUAACAAGUUCAACGACAACUGCACCCACAUCGGAUGCAAUUUCGCUGAGUUCUGAAAUAAGUCCUGCAUCCACCGAAAGAAGUACUAAAUACUUAACAGCGGACGAUGUACCAGUCUGCCAACAAAGUAACGCUAACCUGAAUGAAUGUGUAAUGGAAUUGUUUCACAUAAUGAUACCGCGUCUCAAAGACGGCAAUAAGGAAUUAAACAUACCGCCAAUCGAUCCGUUUGCUUUGAAUCGUACAACAUUUCAAUAUACCUCGGGUGCAGUUAGUGGACGAAUAACCAUGCGUAAUGCGAAAGUUUUCGGUUUCUCCACAAUUCGACAGAAGAGUUUUGAUUUGAAAAUACGCGAUGGUAAGACUAAAGUGCAUUUGGUAUCUCAUGUACCUAGAAUCAGCAUAAUCGGAAAUUAUAAAGCUGAUCUUGCUUUUAAUAAUGUACGCAUCAGACCACGGGGUAGUUUCAAUGUGACGCUCUCUAAUGUCACUAUCAAUCAAAAUGCUGAGGGUGUCUUCUAUGAGAAAGACAAUCAUCGUUUUGUGCGACUUACAAAAUUUGAGGCUGAUCCCAAAAUUAACGAUAUGAAAUUUCAAGCUUCUGGGAUUUUCCCAGAACCAACAUUAAAUGAAUUGGUUGUAAACGUAAUUAAUCAGUAUUGGCGUCAGAUUAUGCGUAUUAUGCUGCCGGAGACACGAAAUUACUGGGCACCAAUGUUGCUUCAAGUCCUAAACGAAGCACUGACCGUGGUACCUUUCGAUGCAUACAUAAAAGAUAAUUAAGGUUUAAAGCAAUUCAUUAAGUUAAGAUUAUUAUUCCUAAAUUUAUAUAUAAAACUUUACGAAUUUGAUCAUUUUUGACACCAGAAUGCGGUGUAUUUGGUUCACAAUAUAAUAAUUUUUUUAUUUUUAUAAUAGUAUAUGUAUUUAUUGCAGUUCUCAUCUAGAACUAAAAUAUUUGGCGUAGAAUCUUUAUGAUUUUCAAAUACUCGCAUUACGAAUACUUCUUCUAAUGUAGUAUAUAUUGUAUAUAAUAGCUCAUUUAUCUAAGAGUUUUUUAAUUGUGCUUUUGUUU
Molecule: messenger RNA, 1419 nt
Organism: Teleopsis dalmanni
Lineage: Eukaryota; Metazoa; Arthropoda; Insecta; Diptera; Diopsidae
Product: probable serine/threonine-protein kinase DDB_G0277071
Exons: 4
Coding region: 6-1127 (373 amino acids)
Source: RefSeq, a predicted model, not a curated record